AUUGCAUUGAAGACUUUUUUCUUUUUGUCCAUUGCACUUUUCUCGCAAAGUAGAUAACUAAGGGUGAAAAUGAAAAUACGAUAAAAUACACACAGGGGAUAGUAAGAGAUUAACCUUAAUUAAAGGGGGUUUAAGGGGUGAACUUAUCCUCUGCUAUCGUCACACUUUAUUUGCUUGCGUGUGCAUGACGUGCCGCAAAAAAAGGGAAUAAAAGAAUUGGAGAGAGAAGUAGUGGAAAAGAGACAGACGAGGGACGUGAAACAACGUAGACGAAGAGUCCACAGAAAGAAUAGUCUAAUACAAGAAGUACAUUGGCAGGAUGAUUCCUGAAUUACGUAUAUUGUACUAGGUCUGCACCCUCACAGGGUGUUGCGCAAUCUCACAAAAUCUACCGCUGAUUUUGCUGCUUUUCAGAAGUAUGAGGUAUCAUUUAAUGCUCAAAUGAUGACAUGAUAAAUGCAUUUGUGAUGGGAGAAAUUGCAAAUGUGACGAAAGGUGAGGAUUGUGUUUAUGUAGAAGGAAAUUUUUUUGAAAUAAAAACUUUGUGGAAAAUUGAUGGAGUGUAUAAAACCACCCUAUAUUUGGGAGCAAUAGAGUGCGCGCGCAUACUCUAUCGACCGGCCGUCUAAAAGGGCGGAACUCCUUUUUCUCUGGUUGCAAGUCAGCCAGGAUUUCAGUCGGUGCGAAAUUUUCAUGAAAAAUCAGUCAUUCCCAUUAAGAAUUCCGAGUUUAAAAGAUUUUAAAAAAUCUUCCAAGUGCACAGACAUUUGGUAUUUGUUGGUAAAUGGGGUGUGGUGGCGGUGCGUGAAGUGGCAAAGUGUUAAAAAAGAAAAAAUGAUUGAGCCCCCUUGAGGUGUCCGACAUACCCGGAAAGUGAGAAAUACAUGGAUUGAAUGGCUCCAAAAAUGAUCAAAUUGUGUAUUUUUUUCAUUAGUAACACCGCAAAAACGUGCUUAAUGACGUACACCCCAUGGAAGCUUCAUUUCCCUGUUUAGCCAAUCUUUUCAGUCGUGAUGUGGAAUAUAAAAGACGCAAAGACUAAUUACAUGGGUGUGUACAUGGUAAAUGGUGCUUGUGUGGCUCAAAGUCUGCUGUAAAGAAAUGUUAAAUUUAAUUUUGAUUAAUUCUCCUAAAGCCAAAAAAACAACAAAAUCUUUAAUACCAAAAAGUGCGUGAUUUUAUUGAAAAAAGAAAAAGAUAUACUGUAAAAAGGAAUUGGUAGAACAUUCCAAAAUUUUGGGGAUGGUGGUUUGAGAAAGAUCCCUCUAGAGGGUAUGGGUGGAGUAUCCGCACCGCAGCAACACACUUGCAAACUAAUAAUUCAUGUAUGAUUCCAAGACAUUGGUAUAGAAUUAUUCAUUUAACCUUCCAAAAUAUGUUCCCAAUUUACCCUCAUUGUGAAUCUAAUCUCCUUCUUUGAGAAUCACCAUUUCUUUCUUCCUUAUACGUUUUAUAUACAUAGAAUAUGUAGCGGAAGAGAAACAAUAUUCCCUUAAAUAUACAUAUAUUUACGAAAAUUCAAGCAGAAUAUUGGUGGAGUUUCCCAAUAUAGACUAACACAUUAUCAGUUAAUUUUCUCAUAUUUUAUAACAAUUUGAUGGAAAUAUUUGUACUAUAAUAGGGAUGUGUACGUAGGAAGACUUGAUCUUAAAAAUCAGACAAUACAGUAUUCACAGAGUGAUACAUUCAAGAUCUAAAGUUUUCUUAUAUUUAAAAAUUAUCAUUUUUUCUGGAGUUCUCUCCCUUUUAAAAUUUCAUUUAAAUAAUAAAUGAUAUUUUCUCAAAUUAAUUUAAAGCUAAAGAAUUUUAUAUAAUAAAAGGAAGUAAGUAGAAUUUUGGGAUACAACAACGUGAGGCAUUUUUACAGAAAAAAAAAAGUGUAUCUAGAAGCAGUUUUUCGCAAGGUUUUUACUCAUACAAACCAGGAUAUGUCCUGAAUGCUCUAACUAUUCCACUCUGUUUGAUCCUUAAAAAAAUUUUGAGAUGUUUUAAUAAAUCCGGGAUAGAUUUAGUUUUUAGAAUGAGAGUUUGAGGGAGUGGCCGAAUCAAAUUUUGUGAAAACGUUAUUUGAUCUCUGAGUAAGACAUUGUACCAACGAAAAAGUGGAAUUUAUUUGGUACUAAUUCUUUCUGUAUUUAAAUGCGAACCUAAGAAAAUCUAAAUGGUAUCUUAUGCUUUAUUGCUCAAAGUUGAGAGUAAUAAGCAAAAAAAAUCAUAGACAAUAUUAGUCAUAUAUAGUGAAGAUUUUUAUCCGCUACUUACUCAACCCAAUCUCUUUCAUUUGAACACGUUCCUUGAAGCUUUUCAUAUAAAUAUUCUUUCUUUCUCCAUCUUUUACUUCACAGUAUAAUCCCCAUUUGAUUGCAUAUAUAUUUCCACCACCCACGCUUCUUUUAUUUUCUCGCCACAUGCUCAGACGGCAGGGCACUGAAAACGUGAGGCAGUGCGGUGUUUUUGCUCAAGUCUGCGGUGUUUUCUGUCUGUACGGCGGGGGUGUCAAAAAGGGGACUACAUAGUGCUUUUGCUCUUUGUCGCACAUUGCCUCGCACCGUGCAUAUACAUAUUUCAUGGAAAACUUUCUGUGGGAGGAAAUGAUGGGUAAUGGAAGAAGUGUCGAUAUAAGAGAUGAAGAAUAUAUAUAAGGGGAUGAAGUAACGUACAUGUUACUUAUGUAUGAAAAAAAAGUUGAGUAAAUUUUUCUAACAAUAAUGUUAUACAGGCUGGGAUUCAAUGGGAUGAAAAAAAAUUAAUUACACCCAUUUUCCAUGUCACGCGUAAGUUCCCUAUACACUUCUUUUUCAUCACGUUCUACAUAAUUUCCAUUUCAUGAGUUAUCGAUUUAAUAACUUUACAUCUUUCGGGAUGUUAUGAUACAGAUAUGAAUAUAAAAUGUAGGUAUUUUUUUUUAAGAAAAGCGAGAUUCGAUGCUUUCAAGAUAAAAAAUUUAAAAUGAAAAUAUGUUAAUGCUCCCAGUUAGGAUCAAAUUUAUAGCAACAACAAGAGGUAUAUUACUGUACGAAAAUAUCAUUGUAAUAAUAGUAAAUUUAUUUUAAAUAAGAAUGAAAAUGAGGGUAUAAGAGAAUGAGAGAUUUAUUUUUCUGAAUUUUAAUAAUAGAUUUCACGUCAUUGGAAAUUCAUAGAUUUAUAUACAAACGUUGAAAAAAGAAAAGGAUAAAACUCGAGUGAUCUUACGAGAGCAACUCUGGAGUGAAAAGAUGCUGAAAAAGGAAGAGGGUGUAACAGCAUCGUACAAGAAGCAAUUUAAAUGUAAUUUUAUUCCUUUGUUCACUUGCUUUCUUGUAACUUUCCUUUUUCGCGUUUUCUUCAAUCAUUUACUGGAAAUAUUAUUUUUCAAGGGAAAAUAACCAUUUCUAAUUUCAUUUUUUACACCCUGCUGGUGAAUAUAUUUAAACUCUGAUUUACUUACAUCAUCUGUUUUCAUCUUAGGGGGUGGGAAAUUGUUAUUUUUUUUAUAGGUAAAUAGAACAGGGAGCAUAAAGUAAAUUAUGAGUUAAAUCUCAUUCAGGGAUUUUUAGACUUACCCGAAAGUAUAGAUUUCUUUGAAUUUUUUAGAAGUGUGAAGGUCUUUUCAUAAUUAAAUUAUAGCUCUUUCUUUUGACCUGUUUGAUCUCUCCACCGACAUAAAAAUAGAAUCGAAAUUAUUGGAAAAGAAUCAUGAAUUGGGAUGAAAAUUAUAGAAAAGGUCUUUAUAGAUUUCACUAUUGGUACCCUAAUCAUUACAGUCUUUGGAAAAUUCUAAACAAAUCAAUUUUCCAAAUUCUUCAAAGGAAAUGCUUUAAAAAAUUUACAGUUUUUUUUUAAUUAUAAAGAAAAAUGAUAAAAUGAUUGAAGACAUUAAUGUGGGAAAAAGAAACUAAUAUGGCGAAUAUAAAAGUAAAAGAAAGUGUAUUUAUCAAAGCGUGAUUGAGACUGCUAUAAGUCAAAUAUUAUCAAUAUCCUUGUGAUGUUAAUCCGGUGGAAGAGUAAAGAUAAGAAUUCAUCCUCGUCGUCAUCGUCGAGUAGCUCCAAGAAGAAACGCAAUAAAAGUCGAGAUGGAAGUACAGGAGGAGGAGGAAGUAGCAGCGGUACCACCGGGGGAGGAGAAGAAGACUGGCAAAAUGAUAAGAGUGGAACGUCAAGCGGAAGAGCUCAGCAGCAAGAGCAAGCUGCUGACGACCGGAGGCGAGGUGGACGCCGUGAGGAUCCAAGGAGACACACCCUUGGCGGUGGAGAUAUGAUGCACUAUGGCCCUGGACAGGGACCACCGCCACAGAGGACGAUGGAUCUGGAGAUGGGGACACGUUCGCAAAAAGUGAAAAAGGCGCCUCCGGUUCGUGGAUAUACGCCAAUGAAUCAGGGUCCCCUCUUUGAUGACGAUCCCGGGAUUAUGUCUGAAGUUGAAACAGCAAGUACGGGAUUCAGAAGAGGUGGGAAACAGAGAUCAUCAUUGCCUGUUGUCAGGACACCAUCGAAGACUUUAGAACGUCCUUUGGGUUUAGUAUUCCUUCAGUAUCGUUCUGAAACAAAGAGAGCACUCCUGCCCAAUGAAAUUACAUCCAUUGAUACGGUGAGAGCACUCUUUGUGCGAUCUUUCUCGCGGCAAUUAACGAUGGCGUACCUAGAAGGACCUACUGUAAAAAUAUAUAUUCACGACGCUAGUAAGGAUAUGUUUUACGAGCUAGAAGAUGUAAGGUCACAUUUGAGGGAAAUUAGAGAUAGGUCUGUGCUACGUUUGUUUGAAUCAAAUGAAGUUCAGCAGCAUCACCUAAUACCAGGUGGACCCCUUCUACCGCCACAACUUCCUCCAUUGGGUGCUAUUCCAUGGGAUCAGGAUCAGAGCUACUUCAGUGAACCCGAAUUUGAUUCUGAAUUCCAACAUCAACAUAUACACAAGGGAAAGGGUGGAAAAGCACCCUACUAUGUGGGAGCGGCACAAACACUGCCUCGUGGAAUGUAUUCGGAUCGCAACAAAAAUGCUGUGGGAGUACCAGCGAAACCAUUACGUUCUUAUGGUUCACGGGGCAGCAUGGGCCCUGCAUUUCCCUAUCCUCCGGAUCAACUAUACAGUAUCCCAGAUGGAUAUAUGAGCUCCCCAGAGAGAGGUACUCGAACGGGUUACGAGGAGCCCUACUACAGUCAAUAUGGUACACGUGGAAGUACUGUGACGCCAAUCAUUGAUGAAGAGCACACUGAUGCCAAUCUCACUGAGGAUCAAUAUGCGCUGUAUGGUGUUAAAAUAUCAGGCAGAAUACCAAGGAAUCCCAAUCAAAUCUAUGAUCCAACAAGACCUGAAGAUUUGCAUAGAAUUCGAGUGGAGCACAUGGAACGUCAAUUGGCCAAUUUAACUGGACUAGUCCAGAAGGCACUCAAUCAGAAUCCACAAAUUGCCCCAAUGUCCAAUAUCAAUCAACCUGGAUAUUUGAAUGUUCCCGGACAAUGCAGAGGUGUUCCGGAUGAGAUUGAAGGGCACUCAAGCAAUAGUUCUACUUCCAUACCAGCUAACGGCACGAUGGAUGAUACGUAUGUUAGAGAAAAACCGCCAAAGCUGGGCAGAACUUCAUGUCAUAAAUCAGUAUCAUUUGAGAAGUCAGUGUCAUUCAGUGAUGACAUCCAGGGAGUGCCAAAAUCUCAUAGUCCACAGCAUCCCGCUGAUUCUAAACCGCCGAAACCGGCCAUAAAAUCUUCAACACUCCCGAGAACGUCGUCACAAGAACGUGAUCGCAAUAAGCCUCAGCCACCACCUAAGCCACUUGCUGUUGCCAAUGCUCAUCCCAAUUAUCGUCCUGACCUGGCCCUUGCUCCGGAAGUGUACAACCAUUUGCGUGGGCUGCAGAAGAAGGCAAAGGAUUUGCGGACUGAAAUGCGAACGUUGCGUCGUUUGUCACAGGCACAAGCUCUAGCCGUACGAGAGGACAUUAAGGAUACAUUUAUGCGAAUUAGGGCAACACUACUGGCCAGCAGUAAUGCGUACUGGGGUCAAGGGGAUCAAGAUCAAACGCGCCUUUCGCGCGAUGAGGAACUCUAUAAACAGGAAGUGGUGCGCCUUGAGAAGGAUCUCAGUGAUUUGGAAUCAUCAGUUGAGGGUCUUCGUGGGGAGGUGAUUAACAGGAGGACACGUGUUAAUAUGGCAGCUGUUGAGGAUAUGGCAUUGGUGCUAAGUCGUGCAAGCAAAACUGUUGCGGAAUUGAAGAUGCGAUUUCCAAGUUUGCAGAAUGGUUUGCGGAAUAUAUUGGCAAGUGAAAUGGAGAAAGUGGUGCGUGAAGAGAAAUUCCUCAAGGAGGAGCCAGAACGUCUCGAAUCAGCACUGAGGAGAUGCAAGAAACUCACUGGAACACUCGUUACCCUAAAAAGGUUGGCAAGUGUUCAGGAGCAAAGAACUUGUGUUGAACCCCAGCAGGAUACACCAGAGACAACACGAACAACUGAAGUGCAGACGACGAAUAAGCCAAUCCCAAGUCCCAGGUUGGGGACAGUCUCUAUCAGCGGGGGAGUCGCACCCGAAAACGCACUCGAUGCCCUGUUAGAUGAAUUGCAGACAUUCGCUAAGCCACCAGGCGCCAAUUCGGAGAUUCGUCCAGAUGACUCCACCUCAGACGACAGCUCCCAAACCCUCCAAAACACCGUAACUACCCAACUUUCUCAAUCUAGUCUCUAUCCUUCUGAUCCAGCUGCUACAAAUGUAGGUCUGAGGCGUCUACACUCCUACCCAAGCGGCUCAGAUACGGACACAAGUCCCCCACAGCCGAGGCCCGUUGGGAAGCCCCCUGUACCAGAGCGGAAUGCCGAACUACUCCAAAAGGUGAGCGCCAAACGUAUACCACCACCACCGCCACCACGGACAAGUUCACGGAGUCCCCUGGCCAGUCCAACGAGCCCCAAUCUACCAAUUCGUUCAGCAUCCGUGGACAAUUGCGAACCCCCGCAGUUGGAUACAAAUUCCGCAAGUAGCAACGAUUCAGUCAAUUCGCAGGAUCAGAUGCAGCGUCAAAUGGUGCUUGAGCUACGACAUCAGGAGUUGCUGAAGAAGCAAAAACUGCUGCAGGAACAGUACGCGCGAUUGCAGCAAAUGAGUAAGAAUAGCAUAGCACUGCCACCGAAUGCCAAUACUGAGGCGCAACUCAAGAAGACGGGCAGUGAAUCGAAUUUGCCACAGAAGAUGGGACUCAAUAUGGCAAUUACGGGUUCCAUGAAAAAUCUCCACAGUGAUACCCUCGUGGAGGCUCAUGGUGGUGCAAGGGUCACCAAUAAUGGUGCCCACACCGGAACGACCACCAGUAAAGUCUAUGAGACAGAAAUUCUAUAGCAAAACGGGAAGAGGUGGAGCGAAACUGAUAUCGAUGGUACGCUGUAAGUUUUUCUUUUUCUUUAAGAAUAUCCCAAUUCUUACGAAAAAUUCUCUCAGGGAUGUACUCAAUGUAUAUUUAUUACCCUUUAGCUGACCUUUAGUUUUUCUAGGGAUUUUAGGACUCAAUAAAAAUGAAAAGUUAGAGGCAUUAGGGGCAGAGUUAAACUAGUUUUUUUUUUAAACUUAAUUUAAAGUCUCAAAGAGAUGAGUGAAGGAUCCCUUUGUGAUUGAUAAACUAAAGCUCUAUGAAGGGUAAAUUUUUUUUCAUAUUUAAAUAUAGAUUUGAUACUAAACGAUUAUUAGGGGAGAUCUGAGGUAAAAAAAAAAAGUCAAACAAAGGUUUAGGAAAAAAAAUCAGAAACUCUUAUAUACCGAAGGAGUCUAAGAAGUUACAGGAAAAUUUCUUUUGCAGAAUGAUCUUCAUUAUUGUGUUGUUUAACUUUCUGAGCCUCAUUUUCCCCUAAAUCCAUUUCAAAUAUUUGCUACCCGUAAAAAGUUUCUGGAGAGCAAAAAUUAUUUCUUCUGCUGUGGUUUAGCAACUUAAAAAAUCCAACGAAAACUCAAUUACUGGCAGAUUUUAAAAAAUUGGUUGAACACAGCAGGAGUAAUAAUUGUUUAGAAAAAUCAUAAUUUUGGCUUAUACCUGGAAACUUUUUGCGCGUAGUGUAAUUAAUUUAAAUUUUAAAACAAACAAAUUUUAACCUUUUACAAUUUUUUUAUAUAUUACAAAUAGCUUCUCUUGUUCAUUUGUACAUCUCUGAGAUAUAUCAUUUUAAAUUAAUCUCUUCACGCACGUCAAUCCAUUAAAAAUCUUCGUGUCCAAUAAAAGCAGACUUAUCAACAAAAGAAACCCAAAAUAUUAUGCAAAAAUAAACAUUUUAUAACCAAAUAAUCUCACAUUUGACUAAAAAGAUGUCUCCUCGUCGUAUGAAAAAGAAUCCCACACACAAUUCACAAUGUAUCAACGUUUUAAGAAAAAGAAAAGAGGAAUAAACUAAAUGUAAUAAUUAAGAAAAGUAUGCAAAUCUAGGGAAUUUAAUCAAUAUUAUAGAACACACAUCUAAUUAAUGUCACAUUUUGCUCACUAAUCACACGAGAUUAAAAUAAAUAAUAAUACAUUGAAGACAUUGCGAUUUGUGGUGAAAAAAAAGAGUGAUGGUUUAAUGCUAAAUUAUACAUGGUUUAGGACACGGUAUUAAUAACAAGAAAACAAAAAAAUGAGAUUGAGAUAAGAAUAGAACAGAGAGAAGAUAGUUGCAGUAGUUGAUUGAUAGUUGAUUAGCUCCACCACCAGUUUGUGCCAAUCUUUUUUAUUAAUAUUUUUGCAGUAAUAUUUAUUAUAUAAUACAAUAUACAAAAAAAAAAGAAAAAGCAAAAAUAUAUACAUCCUCAAAAACAAUUUACAAAAUCAACAUUUAGAAAGAGAAAAUUCAAUUUUUUUCAUCUUAUCUCCUGCAUUUUCAUUAAAAUCCUUUACAAAAGAAAAUCAAUAAGAUUGCUUAAAAAAGAUACCUUUAAAUGAAAAUUAUUUUACACUAAAAAAUGUUAUGUGCGCUUAAAAAGUGUUUAAAGCGCACUUUUUUGUGUUUUCAGUAUAACACAUAAUUGCAUUUUUUUUUUUGCAAAAUGUUUUUAACUUUUUUUGUGAAUAUAUGAAGAGCCCUAGAAAACUUAUUUAACUAAUAAUGCAUUUAAAAAAUAAAUAAUAAGAUCUGUAAAUUCAAGAAAAUUUUAAAUUCUCAAAAACAAGUUUUUGAGAAUAUUUAAUAGGUAUGUCUUUCAUGUGUUAACUAACUUUCAUUUAGGUACCUUUUUUGAGAAGAGAAAACUUUUUAAAAAAUUAUCAAAGUAGAUUUUUCAAAAUAUUUAUACUCAAAUUAAAAAAAAAUUGCAUCGUCAGCAUUUUAGUCAGCAAAGAAAUACAUCGAAUGUAUCCUAUAUAGACACAGAGAUCCCGUAGAUAAAAAAAAGAAUACAUAAAUGGUAUCCCCCAAGUAAUAAUGUCUUAAUCAUUAAAAACAAAAACAAAAAUGAAAUUAAAUGAUUUACCAACAUAAAAUAUUAAUGAAUGUCUUAUUUAGGGCAUAUAUCAAUGGAUACUCAAUUGAUAUUAAAUCAUUACUUAAAUGGACAGAACUAAUGGAAAAAAGUGAGGAUGAAGGAAUACUCUGCGUUAUAUGAAGCCCCAGUGUGUUUGGGAUGAAUGAAAAACCAAAAAAAAAAAGUAUUACUAAUACUAAACGGAAAAGUAAAUGGAUAUACACUAUUUAUUAUAAUGAAAAAAAUGUAAUAAAAUAUAAAAUGAUGGAAAAAUGAGGAAAAUAAUCAAUUGCAAUUUGUUUUGUUUUUUUUUUUGUUGUUUUAAAAAAUCGGUAAAUUAAUAAUAUUUAUUAUAUUUUUCCAAUAUUUUCCUAUGCGUAAAAUUUUUUCUCAUAAUAUAUUACGCAUUAUUAUGCAAUGUAAAUAUUUAUUUAUGAUAGAAAAAAAAAUUUAUAGUAGAAGAUAAAGAAAAAUUAUGUAUGGUCUAAAUAUUAAAUUAAAUGAAAGAAAAAAAUCUCAAUUUUAGUCACUGAAGGUUUGUGCUAAGUUAGCAUCGUUCGGAAAACGGAACAUAAUUAGGGUAAAAGCUGUUAAUAGAGAGAAAAAAAUGGAAAAUAUGAAAAAAUGUAUUUGUGUUGAAGUUUUCACUAAAAAAAUAUAAAAUGUAAAAUAUGAAAAAAAAGAAAUUGAAAAACCAAGUACUGAAAAAUCAUGUAAUUAAUCUCAUAUUAAAAAACAUUUCCAAAAAAAAAACUUUUUAAAAAGAAAAUUUGGAAAUAACUUGCACUAAAUUCAUCUUUUAGAGAAGAUAAUUUUUUUUUCAAUAAAUUCUUCCCAUUGAAGUAAAUUUUAUUACUUAUAUACAUAUUUACUUAAUGUACCCUCUAUUUGGAGGAAUUCACAUACAUUUUGUGGUAAUGAUGACUUUUAGUGCACGAAUUUUUGCAAAGAAAAAAAACAAGAAGUGAAAUUUUCCGUUUGGGGAAAAAUUGCAAAAAAAAUGUGAAAUAAAAUCAAUAAGGAAUGAUAUAUAAACAUUUACAAUUUAAAACAAA
Molecule: messenger RNA, 10440 nt
Organism: Lutzomyia longipalpis
Lineage: Eukaryota; Metazoa; Arthropoda; Insecta; Diptera; Psychodidae
Product: coiled-coil domain-containing protein AGAP005037
Exons: 22
Coding region: 3965-7303 (1112 amino acids)
Cellular component (GO): cytoplasm
Source: RefSeq, a predicted model, not a curated record